This is a messenger RNA of Podarcis raffonei (Aeolian wall lizard), 1740 nucleotides long. RefSeq names its product dopa decarboxylase (gene DDC). Gene Ontology annotation, biological process: amino acid metabolic process; serotonin biosynthetic process; catecholamine metabolic process. The record is from RefSeq and is a predicted model, not a curated record. Lineage: Eukaryota; Metazoa; Chordata; Lepidosauria; Squamata; Lacertidae. The coding region runs from base 123 to 1571 and encodes 482 amino acids. Gene Ontology annotation, molecular function: aromatic-L-amino-acid decarboxylase activity; pyridoxal phosphate binding. The transcript is spliced from 14 exons.
CUGCCCCCUGAAAAUCUUAUUUUCUUGAAUCGGCUUGUUUGUGGCUCCAGGACUCUGCAUGGUGCUAUAUACUUUAUCCAAAACACCUGAAAGUUGAAAGGAAAAAAGUCUGAAAUCUUGACAUGGAUGCCACAGAGUUCCGAAAAAGAGGAAAAGAAAUGGUGGACUAUAUUGCAGAUUACCUGGAGACGAUAGAGAAAAGACGGGUCUAUCCUGAUGUGGAGCCCGGGUACCUGAGGCCUCACAUCCCAGAUUCUGCUCCUGAAGAACCUGAGCGAUUUGAAGAUAUCCUUAAAGAUGUUGAAAAGAUCAUUAUGCCUGGGGUGACGCACUGGCAUAGCCCCUACUUCUUUGCCUACUACCCAACGGCCAACUCCUUCCCUGCUCUUCUGGCUGACAUGCUCUCUGGGGGCAUAGGGUGUAUUGGGUUUACAUGGGCAUCAAGCCCAGCUUGCACAGAGCUGGAGACAGUCAUGCUGGAUUGGCUAGGGAAGAUGAUCAAUUUGCCACCAUCAUUUCUGGCCGAGAAGGAUGGAGAGGGGGGUGGGGUAAUCCAGGGCACGGCCAGCGAAGCGACCUUGGUUGCACUGCUUGCAGCUAGAACCAAAGCGAUCCAGCGGGCGCAAUCAGAAAACGGAACGCUGACUCAGGGAGACGUCAUUGGCCGGCUGGUGGCUUAUACCUCGGACCAAGCUCAUUCAUCGGUUGAAAAGGAUGGCUUGAUCGCUGGAGUUAAAAUCAAGCAGCUCCCCACAGACGACGCGUUCGCUGUACGUGGGUCAGCCUUAAGGAAAGCCCUAGACCAGGAUAAAGCUGCUGGCCUCAUUCCAUUCUUUUUUUGUGCAACACUUGGAACCACAACAUGCUGCUCCUUUGACAAACUGUCAGAACUGGGUCCUAUUUGCAAUGAGGAGGAUAUUUGGAUGCAUGUUGAUGCAGCUUAUGCUGGGAGCUCAUUCAUCUGCCCCGAAUUCCGCCACCUUCUCAAUGGAGUGGAGUUUGCAGAUUCAUUUAACUUCAACCCACACAAAUGGCUCUUAGUAAAUUUUGACUGUUCUACCAUGUGGGUGAAGAAGAGAACAGAUUUAACCUGUGCCUUUAAAAUAGAUCCUGUUUAUCUGAAGCAUGACCAUCAAGAAUCAGGACUUAUUACAGAUUAUAGGCACUGGCAGAUCCCCUUAGGCCGUCGGUUCCGUUCCUUGAAGAUGUGGUUUGUGUUUCGGAUGUAUGGAGUGAAAGGACUGCAAGAGUAUAUCCGGAAGCAUGUUAAGCUGGCACAUGAAUUUAAGGACUUGGUGUUGCAAGAUGAUCGAUUUGAGAUCUGUGCUGAUGUCAUUUUGGGACUGGUGUGCUUCCGACUAAAGGGUACUAAUGAACUGAAUGAAGCACUACUUAAAAACAUAAACGAUUCCAGGAAGAUUCAUCUUGUUCCCUGUAACCUGAGAGGGAAAUUUGUGCUGCGUUUUGCAGUUUGUGCCCGCACAGUGGAGUCUGCCCAUGUUCAGUUUGCCUGGAAGCACAUUACGAAGUUGGCAGGGGAACUUCUAAAAGCACAGAAGCAGCAAGAGUAAUGGCUAAAAGUCACUUGAAGAUUUAAGGAAUUAGGAAGGACAAACUGUAGCGAUGAAUUAUUUCACUUCUGGCAUGACUGAUACAUGCAAAACUACCAUAAUCGAACUGUGCUGCUAUAACCCAAAUCCAGGAAGUAUGUAGAUAAAAACACUAAGCAUUGCUUUGCUG